Molecule: messenger RNA, 2517 nt
Organism: Seminavis robusta
Lineage: Eukaryota; Bacillariophyta; Bacillariophyceae; Naviculales; Naviculaceae
Source: the annotation of a GenBank genome assembly
AGAGGAGUAUCGAGAGCUUUUAAAGGAACCACAUGUGUGUGAGCUAGCUAGUCUAGUCCAACACCAGCAAAUUAGCUCACAGAGGUCAGCGGAAAAGACACGGCGAGAUGGGAAAAACAAAAAGACGACCACUCACAUAGCCACAUGUAAUUGAUCUGUUGGAGGCGGGUACUAGUAGUGGCGCAACCCACACACACCGUCGUGGUAUGAAGCAAGACUUGAAUUUUGAAAUGUACGAUAGAGUGGGGGCCAACAAUCAUUACAUGUACUAGCUAGUAGUAUCUUCAAGAGGGCAUCAAUGCAAGCAUUAUUGCGAUAGCAUAAUAUUCAUAUCUCUUCUACAGCAUGAGUUAACUGAUUCACAAUGGGUAGAAGUAUGAAUUUUGCCAUCAAAAAUGAAUUUCAGUCGAAUUUUGAACUGAGAGUGACGAGUCAUGCUUCGGAUUCGAAAUAACGAAAAUCGAAAAAUGAAAAACAGCGGCAGCAACAACAACAAACAAACUCAACAACUAGAAAGCAUUUGACCACCCUGCCAUGGAGUGCUACCGGUAUGACUGGUGCUGCCAUGGUAAAACUCUCUCUGGUUGUGAUUUCUAUGGCUCCUCACCUCCAAAGUCUUGCAAGUAGCCAAGCGGUCGCCAUUGAUGUACCUUUGGUAUUGACAAAAAAGCCCUCAAACCUCACACUUCCUUCCGGAUCACGUCAACAAGUCAAAGCCAACACGAUACGUAAAGUGUAUACUAGCUAGUCUAGUAGGCAAUCUUAAGCUUUUCGACCCCGUUGAAUAACACAGUACAAGUAUCGUACUUCGUGGAAUGGCUCGUCCCUUCCGUGUCCAAACAGCUGCAGCAGCAACGGCAGCUACCAUUGGCUGGUUAUGGUUCUCCAGCAGGAGGGCUUCUGUCGUGAAUGGCAUGAUUGCACAUACUGGUACUACUACUGUGCAGAGAGAUGAUGUGGCAUUGCCAACCCCAUAUACACAAGCCGCUCAUCCAUCGUCGGUGUUGUUUGAUAGCAUUGACAUCCACGGCGUGCCACUUCAAUUUGCCGUUCGUAAAUUCAAACACAUUCGAAUGCUGCACGAUCACUUACAACGGGAAAUACACGGCUACGCCAUUUUGAAAGAUGCGAUCCGAAUGGCACAACAACAACAACAGCAACGCCCGCCACUGGUCCUCGAUGUAGGAGCGAAUCACGGACUGUAUUCACUGUUUGCGGCGAAACUGGGGGCCGACGUCAUUGCCGUGGAACCCCAACAGAAUCUUUGCAAACUGAUAAACCGAGCGGCGCAAGAGAAUAACGUAGCCGACCGGAUCACGGUGUAUCACAAUGCGGCUCUAGAUGAACACGACGAGACGAUUAGCAUGAAGCAUGCCAAGAAAAUGGACGGACAGCUGGGCACUGUCGUACGAGAGGGAGAACGAACCAAUACAACACUACGAGUAGAACAACUGCACGCCUUUCGUAUCCAAGAUUUUGUGGCGGCAUCAUCAGAUGGUAGUAAUGGCAAACCACAACACGAUAUCGCGUUCCUCAAGAUUGAUGUGGAAGGAUUUGAACUACAGGCUGCCAAAGGUGCCGCACAACUGUUCACGGCCAAGAGGAUUCAAAACACGCUCGUCGAGUUUGGAGUAAGUACUACUGUAGUACGGUACGAACAGUACACGGAUCCACCAAGUCGCUGGCAGAUCGAUGCUGGAGUUGGACCGGAACUGGGGUUGCACUUGUUACAAGACAUGUACGAGCAGUAUGACACGCAGCCGCGACUUAUCGAAUCAUUUGUAUGGCCAGACUUUUUGGCAAGCAUUAGCGACGAUGAUGCACGGUCACGGGCGGAACAGCAAAAGAUGGUGCCAUUGACAUCGCAUCAGGACUGGAAGGCACUGAUCCAAGCGAUGGAUCAUAGUGGAAAAGAAGCUUAUUUAUGGUUUGCUUUGGACGACAACAAGAAACAUUCACCUAACGAAUUCCAGACAUUCCAAUCAAAUUGCGGCACGGAUCACAAUGUCAAGCGCAUCAUGAUUGGGGAGGGAAGGAAAGUCACACGGUUUGGAUGUGCUGCAGCACGUGGAUGAAUGGGCUCCCAUGACGGAUGAAUGUUUGCCUAUCAUCCAAUCCAAGCUUUCACAAGACUUGAGAUGGGCAGUCAAUGUUGCUGUACAACCACUAUCGGUGUCCACCAGUGCCGUUACGUUGGCCUAUGAUCUUGAAGGUGCAUGACAUGAUACUAGUAAGAUUCAUGCAUGGGAUUGGAGGAAGAAGAAGGUGGUCGAAAAGAGAAAGCAAAGCAGCAAGAAGACGAGUUGUCUAGCUAGAAAUAGAUAAUACUUUUAGCAACAACGAAAGAGGAGUACAUAGAGCUUUUAACGAGACCCAGCGGAAGAACGGUGAGAUGGGAAAAACUAGAAGACGACUGAGGAUUCGACUCCGCCGAAGUGUGGAAACGGCUAAUUGGUUUGGCACCAGGUACCGUACGGGGAGAAGCAGGAAAACGCAUUACAAGCAUUACACACCUGA